Amorphotheca resinae ATCC 22711 is the source of this 2493-nucleotide messenger RNA. RefSeq lists its product as hypothetical. Gene Ontology annotation, molecular function: ATP binding; RNA binding; RNA helicase activity. Gene Ontology annotation, cellular component: spliceosomal complex; intracellular anatomical structure. Lineage: Eukaryota; Fungi; Ascomycota; Leotiomycetes; Helotiales; Amorphothecaceae. The coding region runs from base 25 to 2280 and encodes 751 amino acids. The transcript has 4 exons. The record is from RefSeq and is a predicted model, not a curated record.
CGAAUUCUGUGAAAAGAAUCAGAGAUGUCGCGAGCAAAGAGACCCAGGACCGAUGAUCUAGACCCAUCUCAAAACCCGUACCUUGCGCACAUGUACGAAGACCAACAGGACGGCUCCUACAGCAAUGGCAAUGGCGCGGCAUCUACUCCGUUGUCCAACUUCAAACGCCAUGAGACAACUGCACUCCAGGCUCACGCCGCCGAAGAUGGUCCUAAUAACCCCUUCAACAAUACGCCGUUGUCCAGUAGAUACUUCAACAUCUUGAAGACGAGAAGGGAUCUACCAGUUCAUAAGCAAAGACAGGAAUUCCUUGAUAUGUUUCACAGCACUCAAAUCCUAGUCUUUGUUGGUGAGACUGGUUCUGGUAAAACUACGCAAAUACCCCAAUUCGUUCUAUUCGAUGACUUGCCCCAUUUCAACGGGAAGUUAGUCGCAUGUACACAACCACGUCGAGUAGCUGCCAUGUCAGUGGCUCAGCGUGUGGCAAAUGAGAUGGAUGUCAAGCUUGGAGAGGAGGUUGGAUACAGUAUACGAUUCGAAGAUGUCACCGGUCCAAAGACGAUUCUUAAGUACAUGACAGAUGGUAUGCUGUUACGAGAGGCUAUGCAUGACCACAACUUGACCAGAUAUAGCUGCAUCAUUCUCGAUGAAGCCCACGAACGUACUCUAGCGACAGAUAUCUUGAUGGGACUACUUAAGGAGGUGGCAAUCAGACGCCCAGAUCUUAAGAUCGUCAUCAUGUCUGCCACUCUCGAUGCACAGAAAUUCCAGCGUUACUUCAACGAUGCACCACUUCUCGCCGUCCCUGGAAGAACCCACCCUGUCGAGAUCUUCUAUACGCCCGAACCAGAGCGCGACUAUGUUGAAGCUGCGCUCCGGACGGUCCUCCAGAUCCACGCCACGGAGCCCGAAGGAGACAUCUUACUGUUCUUGACUGGAGAGGAAGAGAUUGAGGAUGCAUGCAGAAAAAUAGCUUUAGAAGCCGACGAGAUGAUCCGGGAAGCCGACGCUGGACCAUUGAAAGUAUAUCCGCUUUAUGGCACACUUCCUCCAGCGCAACAACAGCGGAUCUUUGAGCCGGCACCGCCGCCAUCCAGGCCGGGAGGUCGUCCAGGCCGCAAAGUCAUCGUUGGAACUAACAUUGCCGAAACCAGUUUGACCAUUGACGGUAUCGUGUACGUGGUUGAUCCAGGUUUCAGUAAACAGAAAGUCUACAACCCCCGUAUUCGAGUCGAGUCACUGCUCGUUUCACCCAUCUCUAAGGCAUCCGCACAGCAGCGAGCUGGUCGUGCUGGUCGUACACGUCCUGGAAAGUGUUUCCGAUUGUACACCGAGGCUGCCUUCAAGAAAGAGUUGAUCGAGCAAACAUAUCCCGAGAUCCUUCGAUCGAAUCUUUCGAGCACCGUCCUGGAGCUCAAGAAGCUAGGAAUAGACGAUCUCGUUCAUUUUGACCUUAUGGACCCUCCAGCCCCCGAAACACUCAUGCGCGCAUUGGAAGAACUUAACUAUCUUGCCUGUCUCGAUGACGAUGGCAACCUUACUGCUCUUGGCAAGCUGGCAUCAGAGUUCCCGCUUGACCCCGCCCUUGCAGUUAUGCUCAUUUCCUCACCCGAGUUCUAUUGUUCGAAUGAGAUCCUUUCACUCACUGCGCUUCUUUCCGUACCUCAAAUCUUUGUCCGCCCAGCAAACGCCAAGAAGCGAGCCGACGAGAUGAAGGCUCUAUUUGCUCACCAGGAUGGCGACCAUUUGACCAUGCUUAACGUUUAUCAUGCAUUCAAAGGUGCCGCCGCGCAAAGUGAUCCGAAGAGAUGGUGCCACGAACACUUCCUCAGCCUUCGUGCUCUGCAAUCUGCAGACAAUGUGCGCCAGCAGUUGAAGCGAAUUAUGGAGAAGUCAGAACUGGAGCUGAUAAGCACGGACUUCAAUGAUAAGAACUACUACACCAACAUUCGACGCGCUCUCGUUGCAGGUUUCUUUAUGCAGGUCGCGAAGAAAGAGGGUACGGGUAAGACGUACAAGACCGUCAAGGAUGACCAAAGCGUUCUGCUUCACCCCAGUACCGUCCUCGGCGUUGAUAGCGAGUGGGUAGUGUACAACGAGUUUGUGCUUACCACGAAGAACUAUGUGAGGACUGUAACUUCUGUCAAGCCUGAAUGGUUACUGGACAUCGCACCCACCUACUACGAUCUAUCCACAUUCCCCAAAGGCGAAAUCAAGACGGCACUGCAAAGGACACUGGACAAGAUCAAACGAAGGCAAGCCAUGAAAGGCGGACGAUAGUGGACUCGGUGUCUCGUUUUCCUACACAAAACCCCAUGUUCCUGGGGAUGCAUUGUCUUGGGAGGUCAUCUUCUGGGAGGGCCUUUCUCUGGCGUUCUGUUACUUGGAAGCACAAAAAUAUUAAACCUGGCGGUGUAUAAAUCGGGCCUGUUGCAUAUCUCGGAGUGUCUGGUAAUGAGUGGUAGGCGGUUACUCGUCUGCUCCUAUUCGCAG